Molecule: messenger RNA, 2044 nt
Organism: Haplochromis burtoni (Burton's mouthbrooder)
Lineage: Eukaryota; Metazoa; Chordata; Actinopteri; Cichliformes; Cichlidae
Gene: cunh9orf85
Product: chromosome unknown C9orf85 homolog
Exons: 4
Coding region: 75-641 (188 amino acids)
Source: RefSeq, a predicted model, not a curated record
AGUGCUCUCGCUCGGCGGCAUGGUGCUUAGUUUGUGUAUCUGUGUAACGUGUGUGGCUAAAAAGGUUUAAUAACAUGAGUUCUCAGAGAGGCAAUACAUCUCGAUCGCGGGGCCAGAAGCAUCAAAACACAACUGCGUUUAAAAACGACAAGUACGGGGCGACUACACAAGUGAAGAAGGCAAAUUCAAAGAUCCAUGAUGGGCUUUGUCAACGCUGUAAAGGUGUUCUUGAGUGGAAAGUUAAGUACAACAAAUACAAGCCACUAACACAGCCUAGAAAAUGUGUCAAGUGCUCCCAAAAGACAAUAAAAGAUGCGUAUCACAUCAUUUGUAAGCCCUGCUCUCUUCAGCAAGAGAUCUGCUGCAAGUGUGGGAAGAAGGAGGAGAUUGUUAUUCCGGUGAACUCACAUCUGGAGCAAAACGAGCAAGAAGUUGAUGAACAGAGAAAGAAAGGAUGUCGACGAAGGAAGCCAGACAUGGAUGGUUUGGACAGUGAUGAUGAUUAUGAUGAUGAUGAAGAUGACUUUGAUGACUGUGAAGAGGAGGAAGAUAAAGAUUUAGACGAGGACUCUGCAGCAAAAAAGCCACAGAGAAAAUCUGCUGUGCUGCCGGACCUGUCGCCAAUCAAUAUUGAAGAUUAAACACAAUAAGAGUUCUUUUCAAACCUGUGUAACAAAUAGGAUUUUUUGGGGCAAAAUACAGUAUCAGGUUUGUUGCAGAAGCUCUCUUAGACUAAUAUAUGUCAAUAAGCCGAUGCUGCCUGCUUGAAUGCAGAGCAUGAAGAAGGAAGUCAGGUGGUGAAAUGCACAAAAACUGCCAGAUGACAUCAGAGGGAGCAACGUAAUUUUUCUUUUUAACGGAGUCGGUGUACUUUCUAAAGAAUCUUUAGUUCUGUAAAUUGUUUAAACUGCCAUAAAUAAUGUUUUAUAGCCUUUCAUGCAUUUUGCAAACAUUUUGCAAUAAAUCACACUGGUUAGUAAUGUGUUUGCAGUGUUCAGCUUUAUGCCGCUGCUGAGCAGUUAGUACACCGAGAGAUGUCCCUAAUAUUUUGGCUGUUGAUGUUUAUAGGUUUGGCUAUCGGCUAUCAUAAACUGAAAUGUAUCCAAGACGCACUGUAUAUGUUUUCGGUUAAGUAGCACCAAUUAUUGCCGUUUUUUAUUUGAUUUUCUUUUGUUUUAUUUGUGUUUAAAUAUUAAAAUCUUCAGAAUAUCACUGAUUCAUCUAAAAUGUACAAUCACAUAAAUGUAAUACAGCAGUUUUUCCUCAGACUAACUUUAGAAACACUGAAAAUCUUGAUGUUGCUGAAUUUGAAAGGAGGAUAUCUUGAACAUUUUGAUUACAACUCACAUUAGUAAACUCACAAAUUAUGAAAGGCUCUUGGUGUGAGGAAAGCUAGAACCUCUACUACACAUUUAAACAUUUAUCAUAUUCUAUACAAACAUUCACCAGUGUCAUCUGCUUUUUGUACAUACACUCAUGAGACACUUUAUUACGUAUAUCUCGUCAGCACUGAGUUGGACCCCUUACGCUGGAAACAUUCCCCAAAGAUUUUGGUCCAUACCGGCCUGAUGGCUGCAGAUUUUUCAGCUACAAAUCUAUGUGAUGAAUCUCCCGUUUCACCACAUCCCAGAGCUGCUCUACGGGAUUGAAAUCUGCUGAUAAGUUAAGCCAAUUUGAGUGCAGUGAACUCGUCAUUUGCCAAAACAUAGUAUGCCAAAAAGAUACCUCUGUUACACCAACAACGACCAGAAAUGUUGAUCUAAGGCAGAAUGGUUGCAUGCUUUCAUAUUGUCUGUGCCAAGUAUCACCCUACUGUCUGAAUGUUGCAGAAGAAAUGAAUCAUCAAACAAGGGAACAUUUUUCCAAUCUUCUAUUGUUCAAUUUUGGCGGCUCUAAGCAAUUUAUAUCCUCAGUGUCCUGUUUUUACAGGCACUGGGUGUGGACUUCUAUUGCUGUAGACCAUCUGUUUCAAGGUUGAACAUGUUAUGCGUUCAGAGAUGUCCUUCUGCAUACCUCAGGUUGUAAUAAAUUGUUAUUUGUUGCC